AUGCCACUAUAUGCAAAGUUUUUUAAAGAAUUAAUCACCAAGAAGAGAAGUUGGCAAGAGAAAGAAACAGUGAUCCUCACUCAAGAGUGUAGUGCCAUUAUUCAAAGGGGACUGCCACCAAAACUCAAGGAUCCAGGCAGCUUCCUCAUACCAUGCACAAUUGGGAGUAUAGCCAUUGACAAAUCACUCUGUGACCUGGGAGCAAGCAUUAACUUAAUGCCCCUUACCAUGAUGAAGAAAAUGAUGAUAGAAGAGUUGAAACCCACAAGGAUGUCACUCCAACUUGCUGACAGAUCUAUCAAAAUACCGAAUGGUGUAGUUGAGAAUCUCUUGGUGAAAGUGGGGAACUUUAUAUUCCCAGCUGAUUUUGUGGUCCUAGAUAUGGACGAAGAGGGGAGCAACUCAGUUAUCCUUGGUAGACCCUUUUUGGCUAUAGCUAGAACAAUCAUUGAUGUGGAAAAGGGAGAGAUGAUCUUCAGGGUACAUGAUGAGCAAAUGACCAUAAAUGUCUUCAAGGCAAUGCAACACCCCGUUGAGAAAGAGAGUUGCAUGAGGAUUAAUGUGGUGGAUUCUUUAGUUGAAGAAGUACUUGAAAUAAACCAUCAAGUGAAACAGGAGGAAGUCCAGGACAUCCAAGGACAAGACACCAGAGGAACCAAGUGA
This is a messenger RNA of Arachis ipaensis, 663 nucleotides long. RefSeq lists its product as uncharacterized. The record is from RefSeq and is a predicted model, not a curated record. Lineage: Eukaryota; Viridiplantae; Streptophyta; Magnoliopsida; Fabales; Fabaceae.